This is a messenger RNA of Strongylus vulgaris, 807 nucleotides long. The record is from the annotation of a GenBank genome assembly. NCBI's taxonomy places the organism in Eukaryota, Metazoa, Nematoda, Chromadorea, Rhabditida, Strongylidae.
AUUAAACCCUGCUCUGUGGUGUUUUACAUCCAUGGAGGUGAUUUUAAUUAUGACUCUGCUGUUAUGUUCAAGGACGAGGCACUUGUCAAUAAUUUCGCCGGGAAUGAUAUCGUCCUAGUUAUUCCUGGGUUUCGUCUUGGUUUUCUUGGUCUUUUAACUUUUAAUUCCGAUAAAAUCGUUCCUAGAAACAUCGCUGCAUAUGAUCUUCUUGCGGCUUUACAUUUUGUAAAGGAUGAAAUCAAACAUUUUGGUGGAAAUCCGAACGAUGUCACUUUGUUUGGUCAUUCUGAAGGCGCUACUGCGUCUGCACAAUUUGCUUUUUCAAAGCAGAUUGAUCCUGAAGGAAAGUUAUUUCAGAAGGCUGUGAUGAUGUCUAUGCAUUAUGCAUUCGCAAAUUUAACUCACUUAGAAGAUGUAACCAUGGAACUGGCUUACCGUUUGAAGUGUUCGCCAGCGAGAGGAGCAAGGAAUCUUACUUCUGCAUUUGUUAACGGCGUAGUGACGUGCCUUAGGAACAUUAGCAGCAUAGAAUUACUGAGGGUACAAAGAGAGAUGGAGGACGAGAAUGAGCGCCUCAAACCUGAGUUGCUCUUGAUGACUGCACCACUUUUUGAUGCAAAAGAUCUACAGGAGUUUCUUAGUGACCCCCCACUGCGUACCAUACUAGUUGGAAGCACAUUGAAUGAAAUGGAUUUCUCGUAUGAUCCGGCUGAGAUAGAUAUUAUAAAGUUGCUAAGUUUAAAAAAUCGCCAAGAAGUUGUAGAGCGGUUUCGCAGAGACGCCUCUUUGAAAAAACUGCGUAAGUAA